AGCGUGUGCAUGUGCAUCAGAGAGUCGCUCACCUUCACCUCCUCCCUCCCUCGAGCGCGAGUGCAUGUGUGACAGAGAGAGGCUUGACGCGGUCAUUGGUGCGUCCCGUAAACGUGUCACAACUUUUGAUGGAUUACCCCACUUCUGAGUGCUCAGGUGCGGCUCACUUCUCUCCGUCCACUCACUAGUGCGCGUCUCUCCAAACCUGCCCCGAACAGAGUCAAAGUAAAGUCAACAUGCUCUCAGAGUCGUUCUCGUGGCUGCACCUGUGCAGUUUCGUGUCCGCGGUGCUGUCCACGCUGGUGGUGCUGAGCGCGCUCACGGUGAAGGGAACGAGCGCGGCCACCACGGGCUGCCCGACGUGCGGCAUGCCGGCGAUGGAGAAGGGCGCGGAGGAACGUUACCUGGUCGAGAUAGCCAAACAGCAGAUUCUGAACAAGCUUCACCUGCGGGAGAGGCCGAACAUCACGCAGACGGUGCCGCGGGCCGCGCUCAUGACGGCGCUGAGGAAGCUGCACGCGGGCCGCCUCAGACAGGACGGAACCCUGGAACUGGACAACAACUUACCGAACUCGCGCACGAGUAACCAGGCAUACGAGAUAGUCAGCUUCGCUGAUGUCGAUGACGAGGUUUCAGGCGGUUUCAACACCAGUCUGUCAUUCCAGUUCCUGCAGGAGAAAGGUCACAGCGUGCAGGUGCUGCAGUCGUCUCUGUGGCUGUACGUACGGCCGGCUGACGGCCCUCAUCCAGGUGGGCGCGUGAAUGCCGAAAUAUACCUGUCGACCGCCGCCAAUCGUACUCUGCUGCUCCAGAGGAGCGUGGAGGUGUCGCGGGGCGGCUGGCACACCUUCCCCGUCACCGCCGCCCUGCAGGCCUUCCUGGACGGAGGUCAGCGGCGUCUCCGUCUAGAGGUGCACUGCGAAGACGGAGGACGCAACCUGUGUAGCCGCGACGCCUCCGGCGAGCACCAGCCCUUCCUGGUGGCGCAGGUGCGUUUGCGUGAAGAUGCCUCCACACACGCCCUGAGCAAGCGCUCGCUGCGGUGCGGCGACGACGUGAGCGUGUGCUGCAAGAAAGACUUGUACAUCAAGUUCCGCGACAUACAGUGGCAGGACUGGAUCAUUGCGCCGGAGGGCUACCACAUGAACUACUGCAUGGGACAGUGUCCGCAGCAUUUGUCCGGGUCGCCCGGCAUCGCCUCCUCGUUUCACGCCACCGUCUUCAGCCAGCUGAAGGCCAACGGCAUCCAAACGGCAGUGUCGUCCUGCUGCGUGCCCAUCCAGAGACGCCCGCUCUCCAUGGUCUACUUCAACUCUCAGCACACCAUCGUAAAGACUGACGUCCCGGACAUGAUCGUCGAGUCCUGCGGGUGCACAUAGAGAACAAUCACAGGACACAACAAACUUUCCAUGCAUUAGCAGUACACUUAUUUAUCUGCUUUAUCAUGAGAGGUGAAACACCUUCUAAUCAAGGCUUUCUGUCUAAGCAAAGCAUAUGCAUUAUAGGUUUUUAUGAGCCCUGGUAUUGCGUAUCUAUAGCACGAGUUCAUGCUUUCAUUUUGCGUGCUUUUUAUACGCAGAAAUUACCUUUUGCAUGCAUAUAAUACACAUUUUUUACAUGCAUAUAAUACGCACUUUUUGCGUGCAUAUGAUGAAAUCUACACACCCAACCAAUUCUACUCAACGAGUAACUUUUGCGUAUCAGAUGCACGUAAAAGAUUACUUUUGUGUAUAAAGAGCACACAACAUGAAAACAUAAACUCGUGCAAUAGAUACGCAGCACCAGGAGAUCGGGCAGGUUUUUAUAGAUGUUCAAAUACUCAGGGAAAUCAAAGCACACUGGCCUGACUCGGCACGGUUACCCAACAUGACGGGUAAACAUUUAGAUAUUGCCACACGUUCCAGAAAAGGUCUGACAGUAGAUGAAAGUAGCACUGCAAAAAAAAAUGAUUCUCGCUUUGUAUUUUUGUCUUGUUUUCCAGUACAACUCUAAACAUUCUUAAAUCAAGAUACAUUUACUGGAGAAGCAAAACGACUGAAGACAAAAUUAAGUGAGUUUGUGCUUUAAACAAGGAAAAAAAUCUGCCAAUGGGGUCAGAAAAUGAAUCUUUUUUUCCCUUUGAAUUAAAUUUAUUUUUCUGAUCUCAUUUUGCUUCUCAAGUAAAUGUAUCUUGAUUAAGGAAUGUUUCGAUUCUCAAAAACACUGAGAAAGAUUUUUUUUUGCAAGCAAUGCAGUAUCUGAUGAAUGUUUCUCUCAUAAUAGCUCACUUUUGACUGUUUACGCUAAGCACCAGCAAAUGCAACUAAACAUAUGUAGUACUGGCUUUCUUUUCAAGCUGCUUAUUCAGUUCAAACAGAUACACUUACUUUUUUUUAUAAUAUUAAUAAUAAUAAUAAUGUUUUAUUUAUAUAGCGCCUUUGCAAAAGCUGUACAAUUAAUGUACGAUAAUCUACAAACAGUACAAUCUUCUACAUUGUACAUGUUACAAGUGUAUUUUUGCCAUGUUUUGGUGUGUAUUUUGUCUUGUGUCUUAUGUUGUUUCGUUUGAAGCACUUCCUAGGGAUGCGUAUUAGUGUGGGGAAUCACUGCAUCGGACGGGGUUUGGGCUCACAGCAUUCUGCAACUGCACUUUAUAUGUUAUUUUGCGUAGUUAGUACGAAUCAAGUCGUGCAAAUCAAAUCAAAUACAUGUGCUUUGUUUAUUUUUGCUUCGACAAAAAUAAUACUGUAACUUGUGGCACAAUAUGCAGUAACUCACUGAGAUUCAUUUCUAUAAUUUUUUUUUUAAUAAAGGAAUAUUUUCUUAUAAGUGGGAGAGCUUGGAAAUGUGUACUGUAUUGUACGAUGUAAUUUUGCUGAAUGUGUGAUUUUAAAAAUAAAAAUUUUACCUACUA
Ctenopharyngodon idella (grass carp) is the source of this 2893-nucleotide messenger RNA. Its product is annotated as inhibin beta B chain. Gene Ontology annotation, biological process: BMP signaling pathway; SMAD protein signal transduction. The coding region runs from base 237 to 1379 and encodes 380 amino acids. The record is from RefSeq and is a predicted model, not a curated record. Gene Ontology annotation, molecular function: cytokine activity; hormone activity; growth factor activity. Gene Ontology annotation, cellular component: extracellular region. The transcript has 2 exons. NCBI's taxonomy places the organism in Eukaryota, Metazoa, Chordata, Actinopteri, Cypriniformes, Xenocyprididae.